AUGGCCGACAUCAAGGAGCCUGGAGUUGUGGUUGCUAAUAUCUACACCAUCGUGAAGGGAGAUACGCCAUACGUCUUCCCUGGCCUCGAGUUUGCCGUGCCGACUGUGGACCUCAAGGCCGCAAAGGCGCGAAAGGAGAAGGAGGACCGAGAUGCCUAUUACGCAGGCUUCAAAUCUUGGAAUGAUGUUCCUGAUCCUAUGGUGGUUGCCUUCCUCCAUCAGGGUGAGGACGCUAUCAAUGAUGUGGAGACCGCAGCGGUCGCAGACGCCUCCCUGCGAAAGGCAACCCAAGAACUGCAAGAGAUGCACCAUGCGCAGCUGGCUGCCUCGGAGGAGCAGCAGGAUGUUCUGCGCAAUGAACUGGACAAAAUGAAGUUGCAGUGCGCUGCUUUCAUGGAGGCCAUCAACAAGUUGCAGGUGGAGAACCAGAACCUGCGCGACAAGCUUGCUGAGUUCACUACAAAGCACCCUCAGUGA
Colletotrichum aenigma is the source of this 477-nucleotide messenger RNA. RefSeq lists its product as uncharacterized. The transcript has 3 exons. The record is from RefSeq and is a predicted model, not a curated record. Lineage: Eukaryota; Fungi; Ascomycota; Sordariomycetes; Glomerellales; Glomerellaceae. The coding region runs from base 1 to 477 and encodes 158 amino acids.